UUUAGUUUUAAGGUUUAACUGCAGUUUGUUUGAUUAACAGAGUCACUUGGAGGAGACACAGAAAAAAUAAAAACAGAGAAUCCAAGAGAGUGAGAAAAAGAUUGAGGAGUUGAGAAGAGCUGUGGAGUCUCACAAGCGCUCUGCACAGACAGCAGUGGAGGACAGUGAGAGGAUCUUUACUGAACUGAUGCACUCCAUUGAGAGAAGACGCUCUGGGGUGACACAGCUGAUCAGAGAUCAGGAAAAAGCUGCAGUGAGUCGAGCUGAAGGACUCUUGGAGCUACUGGAGCAGGAGAUUACUGAUCUGAGGAGGAGAGACGCUGAGCUGGAGCAGCUUUCACACACACAUGAUCUCAUCCAGUUCCUGCAGUCUUUCUCUGCACCUCCUGGAUCUCCAGUCUUACCCAACAUCACUGUCAGUUCUCUUCUGUCUUUUGAUGAAGUGAUAAAAUCUGUCUCUCAACUGAAACAACAACUGGAGGAUUUCUGUAGAGAACACAUGGAAAAGAUAUCUAACAGAGUCACAGACAUUAAAAUUAUCACUGAUGAACCCAAGACCAGGAAUGAACUUCUACAAUCUACGGGGGUGACAGAUAUGCAGCACCUGUCUAAGAAAGUAAGGAAACACGAGAACACCAGGGCACACAUGGAUAAUUCUGUCAAGUUAGCCAUAUUGGGAAGAGUGAACAUCGCUAUACAGCUCGCACAAGAUAACCUCCUAAAGUGUUUCCAGACCAUCAGAGACUCUGGGAAUGUUGAUCCCGCAACUGUCAGAGAGGCUGGGGCUUUGUGAGGAUGCUUG
Myxocyprinus asiaticus (Chinese sucker) is the source of this 802-nucleotide messenger RNA. RefSeq lists its product as uncharacterized. The transcript has 5 exons. NCBI's taxonomy places the organism in Eukaryota, Metazoa, Chordata, Actinopteri, Cypriniformes, Catostomidae. The coding region runs from base 188 to 793 and encodes 201 amino acids. The record is from RefSeq and is a predicted model, not a curated record.